CUAUUGUUAUCUCUUAGAAGAUCUUUCAAAUCGAAAUUUGCACUCAAAAUCAGACACCGCGAAAGAAAAAAAAAGGACCCAAAAGCCAAAAAAAGAAAAGAUGAAAAAAUAAAAUAAAAAAAUUUAAUUUCAAUUAUGAAUAAACCAUAAGAGUUCAGUAACCCCCAAACAUGACUUCUGUAUGUGCCUCUCCUACUUGUGGCAAAGAUACUGAAUCGAACUUGAAAUGUCCAGUCUGUUUAAAGGAUAACAUCGCCAGUGUGUUCUGUGAUCAAACCUGUUUUAGAUCCAGUUGGUCUCAUCAUAAAUCAAUUCAUAAAGGUGAUGAUGGAUCUGAAGAUUAUAAUCCAUUCCCUAGUUUCAGUUAUACCGGAGAUUUAAGACCUCAUUAUCCUUUAUCAGGGAGAAGAACUAUUCCAAAACAUAUCAAAUUACCUGAUUAUGCUAAAACUGGUAGACCCAUAAGUGAAAUUAAAUCGGAUAGAAUUGGUAAAAUCCCUGUUAAUACUCCCAAGAAUAUUGAAAAAAUUAAAAAAGUAGCAGUAUUAUCGAGAGAAAUCCUUGAUGCUGCUGCAGCUGCUGUCAAACCAGGAGUAACCACUGAUGAAAUCGAUGCUAUUGUUCAUAAAGAAUGUAUUAAAAGAAAUUGUUAUCCUUCUCCAUUAAAUUAUUAUAAUUUUCCAAAAUCAGUAUGUACAUCCAUAAAUGAAAUUAUAUGUCAUGGUAUUCCUGAUAAAAGAAAAUUACAAGAUGGUGAUAUUGUUAAUAUUGAUGUUAGUAUUUAUUAUUUAGGUUUCCAUUCUGAUUUAAAUGAAACUUAUUAUGUCGGGGAUAAAUCAAAAGCUAAUCCUGAUAUUGUUAGAUUAGUUGAAACCACAAGAGAAUCGUUAGAUUUAGCUAUUCAAGCUGUUAAACCUGGUUUACCAUUUAGAGAUUUAGGUAAUAUAAUAGAAGAACAUGCUACUAAGAAUAAUUGUUCUGUGGUUAAAACUUAUUGUGGUCAUGGUACUGGUGAAUUAUUUCAUUGUCAACCUAAUGUUCCUCAUUAUGCUAAAAAUAAAGCAGUUGGUAUUGCUAAACCCGGUAUGGUAUUCACCAUUGAACCAAUGUUGAAUUUAGGGACUUAUAAAGAUGUAAGUUGGCCAGAUAAUUGGACUUCUUCAACUCAAGAUGGACAAUUCUCAGCUCAAUUCGAACAUAUGUUAUUAGUUACUGAAGAUGGAGUUGAAGUUUUAACGGCUAGAACUGAAACUUCUCCAGGUGGUCCAGUAAAUAGAAUUUAAUCAUCUCUUAUAAAUCAUCCAUAAACACUUUUUUUGCAUCCAUAUAUAUAUAAAU
Molecule: messenger RNA, 1338 nt
Organism: Scheffersomyces coipomensis
Lineage: Eukaryota; Fungi; Ascomycota; Pichiomycetes; Serinales; Debaryomycetaceae
Product: methionine aminopeptidase
Exons: 1
Coding region: 171-1283 (370 amino acids)
Biological process (GO): proteolysis
Cellular component (GO): cytosol
Molecular function (GO): metalloaminopeptidase activity
Source: RefSeq, a predicted model, not a curated record